Molecule: messenger RNA, 4133 nt
Organism: Haliotis rufescens (red abalone)
Lineage: Eukaryota; Metazoa; Mollusca; Gastropoda; Lepetellida; Haliotidae
Product: 5-hydroxytryptamine receptor 1B-like
Exons: 2
Coding region: 577-1668 (363 amino acids)
Biological process (GO): neuropeptide signaling pathway
Cellular component (GO): membrane
Molecular function (GO): G protein-coupled peptide receptor activity
Source: RefSeq, a predicted model, not a curated record
CGCAUGCAAUUUGGUUGGUUGCGUUUCUUAGAGCUUUUUUCAUAAAAGGUUUCCAUGAUUCAAAUCCAAAUGUCAAAAAAUGAUUUGUAAGUGGAAACCACCAACGUCACAGAAACUUUUGACUUUGAGUAUACAAACAAUAUUUCAUUCAUUUCCUCAAAACUGUUACUUUCGUAAUAAUAUGUAUAGCUUGCUACAGGUGAGUACCACUGUGUGUUAAUUAAUACAUAAUUAAAUCAAUAAUCAAUACCACGUCUAUUAACACGGAUUUCCAUUUCCGUCCAGUGUCAAAUUAUCGCAACAUAUGUCAAUAAAUCGUGAUAUACAUUUGUUAAAUAACAAAGACCCUCGUUACGGCAAAAUGAAGAUUCAGUUAAUUAAGCAGGCUGCGUAUACCAUGGACUCCAGCCUGGUUGGCGCGGAGGUAAUUACUGCAUAAAGUCAAAUCGAUACAGCACCAGACGCAGGCUGAGCGGCCCACGUGACCCAGGGUAGGGGCGAACAUCAUAAACUUCCGCUCAAAGACCGCGUUGAUUAGAACGGAGGUGGAGCUGCUUGAGAGUGGCACACGGACAGAUGACGUCCAACAGCACGCCACCCUUCGCCGUCACAGACGAUGUGUGGGCUGACUAUCACAACAGCUCGUACGAGCGCGGCUUUGUUCACAGUGCAGGCUUCGGAAUCUUCAUCUGCUUGUGGAACUUUCUUGUGAACUCCUUUCUCAUUAUCCUGCUCAUCUGUCGACGUCAGGCCCACAACCGGUACAUCUAUGCCCAAGUAAUUAACCUGGCGGCAUCCGACCUCGCCUACAGCAUGCUAGUGGAUACAGUGACAGUAUACUAUGAUCUGGAGCCGUGGAAACUUGGUCAACACGUGUGUAAAGCGUGGAUGAUCCUGGAUGCCAUUUUACCUUUUGUGUCCCUGAUAAUCAUUAUAACACUAAACCUGGACCGGCUUAUAUUUGCUCUCCGACCACCGUUGUACUACAAGCUAUUCUGUAAAUGGCUCUCACGAAGUCUGGUCAUCUUGGUGCCGUGGGUAGUAAGCAGCGGCAUCUUGUCGCCCAUGUGGCUGCUGUCGUCUGUUCAGGAGCCCCAUCCCGAGUUUUGCAUCUAUGGUAUAACAGGUGAGGCGAUGUUGGCGUCAUCAUUGAUAUCUCUGUACAUUCCAGCUAUUAACAUCAUGGUGCUGACAGUCCUUGUGUUGGUCACAGUCAUUGGAGGGUUUCCAGACGAACUCGGAGAGCUAACCAGCGUAAUAUUUAACGGACAGCGAUUGGACAAGAAGACCAUCAAACGAGGUCAUAGAUCUAUUGUGACGUCAUUGUGCCUGGUCAACUUCUGCACCUUGGCAAUGCAGCUCCCAUUUGGCGCCAUAUCGAUGUUACAGCCCAAUUGCGUGGACGCGACGUGUGAAUCAACGGUCAAGAUGAUGCAGGCGCUUAGUUGGCUUCGGUCAGCAUGCCCGGGUAUCCGACCUCUAUUCUGGAUCCUUGUUCCUGAGAUCAGACAGGCCUGCUGUGGGUGCUGCAACCGCAGUGAAGAUGACCUCGACGUUGUGACCGAGCAGACUGACCAUAUAGAAAUGGCGUCGGCGAACACUGGCCAAGAACAGCUCCUUAAUAGCUCCCAAUGCAGGAAUGAGAAUGGCGUCCAUGAAAAGGGAUGACUAGGAUUUGUUGCGAUUCAGCUUCAAGGUGCGACGCUGUGAGGGUCGGUGUUCUGUGACGGAAGUCCCCGUUGUCACACAACUGAAUUCUCCCAGAAAUCUAAACCAACAUCAGACACGGAUGUUAUUCAGUGAUGCGUGUAGGAUCUCGGGAGCCGUGGAGCAGGUUUUUCCUUCGUGCUGUGUUUGACGAAACACCUGUGUAGUCGAAGAAAAGAUAACGGGAAACACGAAACAUCUGCAGCAGAAACGGCGUCUUAAUCCAAUCACCAAGACGAACUCAUGUUUCAGCAGUGACCACAAAGAGACCUUGACACAGCUAGUGUAUCCAACAUCAAGGAAAGACCUGAAUAGUGAGAGUGGGGGUCUACCUGCAUCAGACGUCACAACAAAUAAAAGACUAACACAUGAAAAUAAAAAAACAACGUUUUCUUUCAUCUUAACCAUCGACUGGGGGAUGAGUGAGAUUGGAUGGUACGCCACUGUGGAUAGUUUUAUGAUUGUCAAGUCAUGUCAGCUUCGGGUGAAAAAAUCCAAGAUGACGCUGGAAGUCGAAAUCCAAGAGCAAGGGCAUGGUGCAUUCGUGGCCACUCGUGUCCUUCCGGAAAUAGCCGAAAGUUGACUCAUGCCCCACUCGUGGCCAUAUGAUUAUCUCUUUUCCGUCCUGGCAAAAAAAACAAAGUCAAGUUUCCAUACCACGUCCGUGCUUUGUACGUUAACAUGGAUGUUUGCUUGAUAUAACACGGCUACCAUUAAAAACUACUUAGUGACAGAUAAGAGGACUCUUCUUGGAGGUUAUGGACCACAUUCAGGUCUUGGGUUCGAACCCAUAUAUCAGCGGAUCCUGGUACGCUUUAGGGACAACAGUCCGUAUCUCCCCAUGUCGUCAGUUAGUGAACGAGUCACACACGCUAGUAUUUGAUACUCCAAGGAAUGUAUAGUGGCCAAUGGAGAAUCUCACCCGAGUGUCUUUUGUUAUCAAAUGUAUGAAAGGCUUGCUGAGGUGUUGUUUUUAUCUGUUAUUGGCGAGUGUUGGUACAUUUGAUAUUCGAAGACACAAGAGUGAGGUUCUGUUUAUCAUUUUUCAGUUUGUUUCUGUUUGUAAUUAAGAAACAAACGACGAGUGCAGUUGUUUAUUGUACUAUAAAACGCUGCAGGGGGGAUAACCCCCCGAGUUUAUUCUCAAUGCAGGGUUUUAUUGUACGAUAAACAACGACCGCGGGUCGUUUAUUUCUUAUAUGAGCGAUUGUCAUUACGUACCACCUCCUUAAGGAUGUUUGUAAAAAGUACACGCUUUAAACUUAUUUACCCGCAUUUAAAAAAUGAUGACUCCCUGAAUAGAAUCCGACUGCGGUAACGUCGGACAAGUCCAUUUAUGAACAGGGGGGAUACAUUUGGUCUCUCCCGCAAAUUCUCACAAGUGUCACGUCGAGUAUCUGUACCCUUUCUCCCACUACCGAUUGUCAUAUCUUUCCCACUUUUGGGUGCGAUCGUUCGGCCACUGCGCUGCCCAGCCACAUCUAUGGGGAACAACACACGAGACACUUAACUCUCAAAAAUAGCGUCGUCUAAUUUGCGACGUCAUCAAGUUGCGAGCGCAUGUUCGCAUGUCCAGAAAUGACGUAGUGAUACAACAGUGUUUUAUCGUAAAAUAAACCACGCUUUGUUCUUCAUUGUUCUUUGCGAUUUAAAUACAGUAAUAACCAAUGUCUCGAGUGGAAAGAGUACAGUUUCAGUGACAGAUAUUAAUAUGUAAUUUGAUGGUGAUGUCAUGGUAAACGAUGACGUCACAAUGUUCUACAAAGCAUUGUGAUGCAGCAUCAUUGUAGUGAUAUCGCUAAGGAGAUAUCUUACCCAAGCCACAUCGCAUGUGGAAGCUAGUUCAGGAUGAUAAAGCACCUAGGCAACAAAAUGUACAAUCAACAAACCUAUUGCCGACAUACUUCUUAAGCCCCAUUAUAUGAGCGUGUCUGUGGUCGGUAACAUCCUACACAUCCCUGUAACGUCCUUCCCAGAUCCUGAUUAGGGGACUGUGUGCUUGAAGGAGUACUUCGAACAAAGCGAUUAGCAGGAUGCAGUCAUUACAGCUUUCAUUGUGGUACUGUAAACCUAGGUAUUCGUACAAUAGGAUACAAUCUGUAAUUAUUUAAUUUCGAAAAUAUAAUUGAUUGGUGUCGAAUUCAUAGUAUACGAUGUUCCCACUGUUGAGGUAAACACUCUUUAGUUCUUGUGAUGGUAACUGUGUCACAAGCACUAACAACCGAUUUCCAUGUCAAUUCUGAAAACAAACCCCUCUUAACAAACCGACCAUAACACUACGACACUGUCGUAACACCCACACUUUAGCCUAGCUUGUCGUAAGAGGCGACUUACGGGUUUGGGUGGUCAGGCUCGCUGACUUGGUUGAUGCAUGUCAUCGUAUCCCAAUUGCGUGGAUCGAGGCUCAUGAUGUCAAUCACUGGAUU